AAAAAAAAAAAGAUACCACAGACCCCGCCCACGGCAGGAGACGAGGUAGAGACCGGGAGACAGUCAGAUACACACAUAGGAUCAGUGGUAUCCUUACGGUAACAGAAACGGUCACCCCUCAAUAUCACCCACAGUAUCUCUCACCUACAAUCACGGGACGUGAUGUAAAAUACAGAAGCACCCUGCACUGACAGAAUCCGUUGCACCUUUCGUGUGCAAGCACAAAGGUGUGCAGCAACAGUCACACGAACCGCCACACCGGAGCAUUCUCUUGCGCGCAGCUUGGCCACUUUGCUCCACACAGCAGCUCACCGUCCCUCGAGCGCCCAGGAGCGCCCAUAGCCCUCUCCCGUAUCUGCGCUGCUGGCGCAGGCGCGCAGUGGAGGGGGCCGCGGGGUCCUCUGGGAGAUGUAGUUCAGCGAUGACGGCCGUGGCGCAAAGCGUUCUGGGGCUCGUGGUUCGCGGGGUCCGUGGGGAACUUGGUGUCGCUGGUUCAGAUCUCGCAGAGCUCAGAGUCCUGCACGCCUGUCCUCGUCUCGCUCCUCCUUGCGGAGAAUUCUGGGAGGUGACGUCGCGGGUCUUGGUCGCGGGGCCCGUUUGCAGAGCCCGCGGCGCCGGGAGGACUUUGCUCUUUUUCAGAAGAGAAAACUGAAGAAGGAGGAAUGGCCGUGGGACUUUGUAAAGCCAUGUCCCAGGGGUUAGUGACCUUCAGAGAUGUGGCACUAGACUUUUCCCAAGAAGAGUGGGAAUGGCUGAAGCCAUCUCAGAAGGAUUUAUACAGAGAUGUCAUGUUGGAGAACUACAGGAACUUGGUAUGGCUUGGACUCUCCAUUUCUAAGCCCAACAUGAUCUCCUUACUGGAGCAAGGGAAGGAACCAUGGAUGGUGGAGAGAAAGAUGUCACAGGGUCACUGUGCAGACUGGGAGUCUUGGUGUGAAAUCAAGGAAUUAUCUCCAAAAUGGUUCACUGAUGAAGAUGAAAUAUCCCAGGAGUUGGUAAUGGAAAAGCUAGCAAGUCAUGGCCUUGACCGCUGCAGUUUCAGAGAAGCCUGGAAAUACAAGGGUGAAUUUGAGCUACAUCAGGGAAAUGAGGAGAAGCCUUUCAUGCAAGUGAUUAAGGAAAUCUCUACUGGGGAAAGAGACAAUGAAUAUAGUGAUUCUGGGAGAAGCACACCCCUGAAAUCAGUAUUUUUAAGACAACAGAAAGUUCCUACCAUACAGCAAGUACAUAAAUUUGAUAUUUAUGAUAAAAUCUUCCCCCAAAAUUCAGUCAUAAUUGCAUAUAAAAGCCUCUGUGCUGAGAAGGAAUCUUUGAUAGGUAAUGAAUGUGAAGAAUUCAACCAGAGUACAUACUUUAGUAAAGAUAUAGGAAUUCCUCUUAGUGAGAAACAUUAUGAAAGUAAUGAUUUUUCAAAUCUCUUAAGUUUCCACUCAUUACUUACUCAACAUCAGACCACUCAUUUUGGAAAGUUACCCCAUGGAUAUGAUGAAUGUGGUGAUGCCUUUAGCUGUUACUCGUUCUUGACUCAACCUCAGAGAAUUCACAGUGGGGAGAAACCAUAUGCAUACAAUGACUGUGGAAAAGCAUUUAGCCAUGACUUCUUUCUCAGUGAACAUCAAAGAGCUCAUAUUGGGGAGAAACCUUAUGAAUGUAAGGAAUGUAACAAAGCCUUCAGACAGAGUGCACACCUUGCUCAACAUCAGAGGAUCCACACUGGAGAGAAACCGUUUGCAUGCAAUGAAUGUGGGAAGGCCUUUAGCCGUUAUGCCUUCCUCAUUGAACAUCAGAGAAUCCACACAGGUGAGAAACCAUAUGAAUGUAAGGAAUGUAACAAAGCCUUCCGACAGAGUGCACACCUUAACCAACAUCAGAGGAUCCACACUGGAGAGAAACCCUAUGAAUGUAAUCAGUGUGGAAAAGCCUUCAGCAGACGCAUAGCCCUUACUCUGCAUCAAAGAAUUCACACAGGAGAGAAACCUUUCAAAUGUAGUGAAUGUGGGAAGACCUUUGGCUAUCGCUCACACCUGAAUCAACAUCAGAGAAUUCAUACCGGAGAAAAGCCCUAUGAGUGCAUCAAAUGUGGGAAGUUUUUUAGGACUGACUCACAACUGAAUCGGCAUCAUAGAAUUCAUACUGGAGAGAGACCGUUUGAAUGCAGUAAAUGUGGGAAAGCCUUCAGUGAUGCUUUAGUUCUAAUUCACCACAAGAGAAGUCAUGCAGGAGAGAAGCCCUAUGAAUGUAACAAAUGUGGGAAGGCUUUCAGUUGCGGCUCUUAUCUUAAUCACCAUCAGAGAAUUCAUACUGGAGAGAAACCCUAUGAAUGUAAUGAAUGUGGGAAGGCUUUUCAUCAGAUCUUGUCCCUAAGGCUACACCAGAGAAUUCAUGCUGGAGAAAAACCUUAUAAAUGUAAUGAAUGUGGGAAUAAUUUUAGCUGUGUCUCAGCCCUUAGACGACAUCAGAGAAUUCAUAAUAGAGAAACACUCUGAUUAUAACAAGUAGAGGAAAGAAAACAUUGGGUUGCCAUCAGUCCUUAUUGAAAAUUAGUGAGUUCUUUUUGGUUAGUAAUUCUUUGCAUGUAGUUCAUAUUUCAGUUUAUGAGUAUUAUUUGAAGUAACUCAUUAGUAGAUGUCCAUUACUUAUGUUUUGUUUUGUUUUGUGUUUUGAGACAGAGUCUUGCUCUGUUGCCCAGGCUGGAGUGCAGUGGUGCCAUCUUGGCUCACUGCAGCCUCCACCUCCUGGGUUCAAGCAAUCCUCCUGCCUCAGCCUCCUGAGUAGCUGGGAUUACAGGUGCCCACCACCAUACCUGGCUAAUUUUUGUAUUUUUAGUAGAGAUGGAGUUUCACCAUAUUGGUUAGGCUGGUCUCAAACUCCUGACUUCAGGUGAUCCACCCACCUCCGCCUUCCAAAGUGUGGCAUUACAGGCGUGAUUGGUCACAGUCUGGCCAAUCAUAUCCCGCAACCUAGUGAUACGGGAUUGGCAGAUGGCUCUUUGUGGAUCAGUGAAGUCCUUUGGGGGUAUUGCUAUGGGUAGUAAGAGAGAUUUUUUUCUGCAAUGGCAAGUUUCAAGGAUUUAAUAAGAUUAAAAACUCGCCAGUAGCCUUUUUGCCACUCAUGAGGAAAGCUUUCCCAAAGAGAAAUCUAACAGGAAAAUGGAGCUGAGAGGCGGAAAUCUGAUGAUACUGUUUGAUCUCCUGGAUCCAGCCAUUCUUGACAGCUGCGCCAUCCUUUUUCUCUUUUUGUGAUCCAGUAAAUUUCUUUUUUUUUUUUUUUUUUGCUUAAUUUGGAUUAGAUUUUGCCUCAUGAAAUUAGAGUACUGAUUCACACAUUCUGUGUUUGCUAUACAUAUGAGAAAGCCUUAAUUUUUACAUGGCAUAGUUGUUUAUUCUGAAGAGAAAACUUAUGAUAUAACAAGUUGAUGAAAGUUGAAUAUACAGCCUCCACAAAGCUGAGAUAAUUGUUAGAUUUUACUUGUCGAUAAAUUAUUUUAGCGUUUCUUAGUUUUUUUCACAAUAUGGAUGACUGUUAUAAAAUUCACCAAGUAAAAUUCUCUAACAGGCUCUCCCUUAAGGAGUUAAAAUCAUUUGUCACAGUGAGUCACCAUAUGCCUGUAAAGAGAGACUGGAAAGCUAAGAGAAUAAUGGCUUCAUUUGUGUAAUGAAUGGCUCUUCAUUUUGAAGGAGGACCUUAAUUUUCUUCUUUCAGUAUGGGUCUAAACAUAUUCUGUGGCAAAAUAUAAUAAAAUUGUAAACGAGGUCUCUUGUGGGUGGGCUCUAAAUUUGGUUUAAGAACUUUAUGGACAACUUCUUUGCAGCUGGAGAUAUCAGACAAAGAUAUUGCUGGCAGAUAGAAUGAGUUGUUUUGAACAGAUGGUAAAAGCAAAGCAGUUAAUGCCUAAAAUUGUUAGAGACUAAAUAAUUUCCAUUAUUGGGAGUAAUGAGGAAGAUGAAAUUGUGAGAAAAUACAUUUCUUUUUAAUCUGAAUGGAUGUAGGGAAAUAAACUGGUGAUAUGGUAGCUGGGCCGUCUUGAACAGUAAGAAUAUUGGGCAUUGCCUGAAGAACUUCUAUAAAAACAUACCAGAACAAAUGAAUGAGGAAGGAAUGAAGGAUUUAUAUGUGCAUAUAAUUUGUUUAAUAUUCAAUUUGUACUUUAAUAAAAAUCUGAAAAUUAUUUUUCAUAAAUAUUCAGACAAAUUCCCUUUAAACAGCUGAAAAUACAGAUUUAGUGACUCAGUACUUCAAACCUUGAACAGAAACAAUAUGAUUAUAAAAUAUUUCCAAACUUACGUUACAUCUAAUCUAAAACAUUAAUAUUAUAAGCUUAAUUCAUGUCAUCAUUUCUUUAUUUUUAAAUUGUAUUUCCUGGAGGUAUGGGGGAUAUUUAUUUUUGUAAUUUCCAAGCACUAAGUAAUAAUUUAUUUCAGAAAGUUUCACAAGGUUACAGUAAACUUACCAAACUUGAAGAAGAAUGACUCAGACCAGUAAAGAGUCUGAGUUGCUCACUAACUGAUUUUUUUUUUUUUUUGAGACAGAGUCUCACUCUGUUACCCAGGCUGAAUGCGGUGACACAAUCAUGGCUCACUGCAGCCUCAACUUCCCGGGCUCAAGUGACCCUCCCACCUCAGCCUCCUGAGUAGCUGGGACUACAGGUAUGCUCCACUAUACCUGGCUAAGUUUUGUGUUUUUUUGUACAGUUGGAGUUUCGCCAUGUUGCCCAGGCUCGUCUUGAACUCCUGGCCUGAAGUGAUUUGUCCACCUCGGCCUCAUGGAAUUAGAGGCCUCCCAAAGUGCUGAGAUUACAGGGGUGAGUCACUGUGCCCAGUUACUAAUUGAUUUUUGAUCUAAGUAUGGCACCUGAUUUCAUCCUCUAGAGUGACAAAAACCUAAGGCACUGGUUCAUUCUAUGUUUAUAUAGUUAAACUUCGCUUGUAAUGUUGAUAAAAUCUUUUAUACCCAUGUCUUUAGCAUAAGUUUUUGUAUUUUGCAAUGUUUCUCCUUACAAUGAGGUGCUAAAUUUUGUCUUCCACUCUACAACCCAUUGUCUUGUGAUCUAUUGACCUGAUCUCUUAGCAUUAGUGAAAAUUUAUGCUUUAUUAAUAUUUGAUUGUUAUUAGUACCAUCUGGAGAUUUCUGUUUAUGUGUGUGUAUGUGUUAUCUGAAGAUGCAUAUUUCAUUUAAAUUUUUUGUAUUAAGUGCCUAGUGUGUGCCAGGCUUUGUUCUAAUCUAAGCAAUGGAGAUACAGCAGUGAACCAAACAGACAAAAAAUUUCUGCCUUCAGAGAGCUAAUUUCUAAUGAGGAAGACAAUGAAAAAGAUGUGUAAGUAAAAUAUAUAAGUGAGUAAAUUCUAAGGAGAAAAAGAUGAAGGAAGGGGUGGGGAGCCAGGGAAGGCCCCUUCUGAAGUUAACUUUUGAGUGAAGACCUGAGAGAGAGAAGAUCUCUGUCUGUCUGUCUAUCUACCUGCCUACCAAUCCUUCCAUCUAUCCAAACUACAUAUACACACCUAUAGACAUAUUUAUAUGCCUUUAUAACUAAUGGAAAUGUAUAUAACUUUACGUUGGUAUAUAUAAAUUUACACUUUAUACUUAUUUUCAUCUAUCAUGUCUACAUAUUUGUGUGUUACAUUUUAACACAUUUGACUCAGAUGAAUUUAUGGCCUUUUACAAUCUAGGCAAAUUUCACUUAAUUAUAAGGUAUUUAAUAUUGAUGCUUAAUUGGCACAAUUUAGCCACUAGGGAUUACUUUAAGCAAACUCCGUGCUCCCUCCAGCACAUGUAUUUUGGACAAAAUUGCAGCCAUUAUGAUUGAGUCCCUUUUAGAGAUCGCUGGGGGGAAAAUGUUUCCUUUAUAGAACAUGGUUUCAUGCUGAUUUCUAGUUCUUUCUCAAUAUAUUUUGUUAUACCCUACCAAGAUUUUCAGCUUUGUUCACAAAACUCAAGACAGGGAGGUAAUGAAUUGGGACAGUGGAGAAAAGUGGAUUCCUGGAAGCCAUGAGGUGACGAUACUUCACUAAUGGGAAUAAGUCACCUUCCUGGAUAGCUUUCUCAGACAGUCAUUUACAUAGUAAUUCCUCAUGUAUUCUUCCAGAAAAAGUAGUGAAAGGAUCUGCUCUUUUGACAUUGGGACAAGUAGGGGACUUUGGAGUUACAUCUACAUAUGGAUGUCAACUCUUUGUUAGGAGAACUUGAAGAAGUGAUUCAGGCUCAGUUUAGCUAUCUGUAAAACAAAUCAUAAUUCUAGCCUUUUGAAUUUUUGUGAGGAUUAAUUGAAAGAAUGUAACAUUUGUAGAUAGUUAACAAUGGGGUUAUUAUUAAUCAUAAAAUCAAUCACAAGGAGUUGGACUGUGUCCCUGAAAGCCAGCUACUCCUGGGGGACAGAAU
Cebus imitator (Panamanian white-faced capuchin) is the source of this 6375-nucleotide messenger RNA. RefSeq names its product zinc finger protein 527 (gene ZNF527). Gene Ontology annotation, molecular function: RNA polymerase II cis-regulatory region sequence-specific DNA binding; DNA-binding transcription factor activity, RNA polymerase II-specific. Gene Ontology annotation, biological process: regulation of transcription by RNA polymerase II. The transcript has 5 exons. The record is from RefSeq and is a predicted model, not a curated record. NCBI's taxonomy places the organism in Eukaryota, Metazoa, Chordata, Mammalia, Primates, Cebidae. The coding region runs from base 663 to 2486 and encodes 607 amino acids.